Molecule: messenger RNA, 357 nt
Organism: Cylicostephanus goldi
Lineage: Eukaryota; Metazoa; Nematoda; Chromadorea; Rhabditida; Strongylidae
Source: the annotation of a GenBank genome assembly
GAAGAAAUUGGCUUGACUUACGAUGAGCUCUCCGUAAUCGGGCAGCUGAGACGUCCACAUGGGAUGGGACCGUACAGCACAUUCCUUGCUUUGUGUUCGAUGUGGUAUCCGAAGUAUUCCUAUAACGAGAUAGAGGAGAAGGUGAAAAAGUUUUUCUGGCGCUACCGUGUUAAUCGACACAAAACCACUGUUGCUACCCCAGCUUAUCACGCAACCGAAUAUAGUCCCGACGAUCAUAGGAAUGACCACCGACCCUUUUUGUACCCAGAUAUGUCUUACCAGUUCGAGAAGAUCCACUCGAAGGUCUUUUUUUCUGUCAUACAAACAUUUUUGAAAUAUAUGUUUUAUAUCAAAUGA